This is a messenger RNA of Pipistrellus kuhlii (Kuhl's pipistrelle), 2995 nucleotides long. It is a transcript of the gene ARHGAP1, whose product is annotated as Rho GTPase activating protein 1. Gene Ontology annotation, molecular function: GTPase activator activity. Gene Ontology annotation, biological process: negative regulation of endocytic recycling; small GTPase-mediated signal transduction. NCBI's taxonomy places the organism in Eukaryota, Metazoa, Chordata, Mammalia, Chiroptera, Vespertilionidae. The record is from RefSeq and is a predicted model, not a curated record. The transcript has 15 exons. Gene Ontology annotation, cellular component: cytoplasm. Bases 190 to 1530 code for a protein of 446 amino acids.
CGGAAGUGGGCUGGAGGUGUGGCGGAAGUGGCUGGGGAGCAAGGAGCCCGGGAGGAGGCGGUUCCCGUUUUUUGCAGCGGAGCCGGAUGUUUGCCGAGCUCUGACAGGCGUGGCAAAAGGAGCGGAGCCCGACCGACCGCGGUUUCUCUUCAGGUUCUGUGGGGUGAGGCUGUCGGGACAGGCUCAGCUAUGGACCCACUUUCAGAACUGCAGGAUGACCUGACCUUGGAUGACACCAGCCAGGCUCUGAACCAGCUGAAGCUAGCCUCCAUUGAUGAGAAGAACUGGCCUUCGGAUGAAAUGCCCGACUUUCCCAAGUCAGAUGACUCCAAAAGCAGCUCCCCGGAGCCUGUCACACACCUGAAGUGGGAUGACCCUUACUAUGACAUUGCCCGGCACCAGAUUGUGGAGGUGGCAGGGUGUGAUGAGCCUGAGGGGGCCCAGCCAGGAGAUGACAAGUAUGGGCGGAAGAUCAUUGUGUUUAGUGCCUGCCGAAUGCCUCCCAGCCACCAGCUGGACCACAGCAAGCUCUUGGGGUACCUGAAGCACACCCUGGACCAGUACGUGGAGAGUGACUACACACUGCUGUACCUGCACCACGGCCUGACCAGCGACAACAAGCCCUCCUUCAGCUGGCUCCGCGAUGCCUACCGGGAGUUUGACCGAAAGUACAAGAAGAACAUCAAGGCCCUGUACAUCGUGCACCCCACCAUGUUCAUCAAGACCCUGCUCAUCCUCUUCAAGCCCUUCAUUAGCUUCAAGUUUGGGCAGAAGAUCUUCUAUGUGAAUUACCUGAGUGAGCUGAGCGAGCACGUGAAGCUGGAGCAACUAGGGAUCCCUCGCCAAGUGCUCAAGUAUGAUGACUUCCUGAAGUCCACACAGAAGAGCCCUGCAACAGCCCCCAAGCCCAUGCCCCCUCGGCCCCCGCUGCCCAACCAGCAGUUUGGGGUCUCCCUGCAGCACCUCCAGGAGAAGAACCCAGAGCAGGAGCCCAUUCCUCUCGUGGUCCGCGAGACUAUUGCUCACCUGCAGGCCAACGCUCUCACCACGGAAGGGAUUUUCCGGAGGUCUGCCAACACCCAAGUAGUACGAGAGGUACAGCAGAAGUACAACAUGGGGCUGCCUGUGGACUUCGAUCAGUACAACGACUUGCACCUGCCAGCGGUCAUCCUCAAGACCUUCCUCCGGGAGCUUCCUGAGCCCCUGCUCACCUUUGACCUCUACCCUCACGUGGUGGGCUUCCUCAACAUUGACGAGAGCCAGAGAGUGGAGGUGACGCUGCAGGUUCUUCAGACGUUGCCCGAGGAGAACUACCAGGUGCUUCGUUUCCUUACUGCCUUCCUGGUGCAGGUUUCCGCUCAGUGUGACCAAAACAAGAUGACCAACACUAACCUGGCUGUCGUCUUUGGCCCUAACCUGCUGUGGGCCAAGGAUGCUGCCAUCACUCUCAAGGCCAUUAAUCCCAUCAACACCUUUACCAAGUUCCUCCUGGACCAUCAAGGGGAGUUGUUCCCUACCCCUGACUCCUAGGGGCUCUGAGCCCAGCCCCUGCCCACCAGCCCCCUUCUCUGAUAGCCCUUCCUCUGGGAGCCCAUUCGGACUCCUGCCCAGGAAGGGGUCAUGAGGCCCGAGGAGAAAGAAGCUGGAGCCAGCCCACUGGACAGCUCCUCCUCCCCUUCUUUCCAGUCCACCUCGCCGGCCCUGGAGGCCUUGCUGUUACCAUGAGACAUUCUGUCCGCCUUAUACUUCUGCCUCCUUGUGUCCCUGGUUCCUGUGGGGCUGUGCAGAGCUGGCCCUGGCUCUUCCAGUGGGAGGACUGGCUCCAGCAAUCCUUUCCUCCUUUCUCCUGCCUCUUUGCCUGACAACUGCAGAUGCCAAAAUCACGGUCAGCUGGGACGGUAGCUGGGCUGGCCCGCCCCCUCCUGAUUGCCGGGGAAUGAAAGGCUGAGCUGGCUUAGGCAGGCCCUCUGAGGCUCCCCUCUGUCUGGGUGAAGGCCUGGGUACAAGCCCCUUGCUCUGUCCUCCCCUCAGCAUGGGUACUUCCACAGCUAAGGAAUUCAGCCUGGAACCUGCUUUCUGUUUCUGCCUUCUCUUUCACACAUCCUGGUCAGCUCUUCCCAAGUGGUACUGCCCCCAGAAUGUUCUAACCCCCUGCUUCUGCCUGGACGCAGCUUGGAUAACAUGGCUGAGUUCUAGCAUCCAUUUGAGACAGACAGUACCCCCACCCUGAGAGACCCCCGGUGCCUAAGCAGGGGAGCAGGCUCCGCCUCUGUGCCUUGUCUAAGGACAGACUAGGCCAAAGGCUCUUGCAGUCGUGUGUGUUGUGGAGUCACACUGGUCUCUGUGGUGUCUCCUUCCUCCUCCUGGGCAGAGAUUUUGCUAGUUAGUUCUAGCAACCUUCCCCAGGCAGUAGGGGUCCCAGGACCCUGUUGUCUUUCAGACAACCUGGACUCCAGUGAUGAUGGCCGUCCUGCAUUCCAACUGUCCUUUAGAAUUACACUCCUUCAUGGAGAACACUGAGAAUCCACCCCCACCCCUCCGCAGUCUUUUUGAUUUCUGGCAGUAGGGAAAAUCCUGAACAGUGACCCUGUCCCCACAGCCAUGGCCAGAGCCUAGAGCCUGUAUGAUGGGGGUCCUCACUGACCAGCCCAAUUCCUUUUGGCUGCUCUCCCAGGGCACUGGUGUGUCAGGAUCCUGGUACCUGGCUGGCUGCUGGUUCUGUUAGUGUCUCUAGCCUGGGCACAGGCCUCAGCUUUCUGCCCUACUUUGUGUGUCAGGUGUUCUCAGGCCCUUUUCCUGGGAGCCUACGGAUCUAUUUGGUCUUUCCCUUCCCCUACCCGACUGGUUAGUAGGGACUGGGGGAAGGGCUUGUACUGUGAAUCAAGUGUACACAUUCACACUUUAUGAAUUCCUUGGCAUCAAUCAUGUAUUUCACCUCUGCACUUUUUGUAUUUCAAUAAAAAUGGAGAUGGAAACUGCCCAUCUGACUAUUAAA